Molecule: messenger RNA, 1209 nt
Organism: Ipomoea nil (Japanese morning glory)
Lineage: Eukaryota; Viridiplantae; Streptophyta; Magnoliopsida; Solanales; Convolvulaceae
Product: F-box only protein 8-like
Exons: 1
Coding region: 1-1209 (402 amino acids)
Molecular function (GO): protein binding
Source: RefSeq, a predicted model, not a curated record
AUGGACUACGCUUCAAAAAGAUUGAAGAAGAUGGACGACGCUACUCCAAGUUCAUCAACUCCUGCUACUUCCAUAGCUUCUCUUCCCCAAGAAAUAAUUCUCAAAAUUCUCACCAGUCUUCCUCCCAAAUCUGCAUUCUCUUUCAGGUGCACUUCUAAAUUCUUCCAUUCUUCAAUCCCUCAGCCGCACUUCAAGUUUAGAAUCCUCUUCUCGUUUUCAUUCGCAAACAAUCCCACAAAUCUCUACACUGUGGGCUACACUACUGAAGAGAGCCAUGGAAGGCUCCAACCCAGCAGUCUCCCAUGCUCAGCAGAUGAAUUGCAGCAUUUUAAACGACGACUGCAUGGUUCAAGCUUUGCAGAUGGGAAGCUUUGUCUGUUCAACAGUAAUGGAGGGAUCAGUAUCUUGGACCUUAGUACAAGACAAUAUAUUUCUCUUCCCCAAACAUUUGUCGAGCCAGGGGACCCGUGGGAAAAAAUUAUCUUUUUCGGUGCAGCCCUGAGUUUUGAUCCGGUGUCAAAAAGGUACAAGGUUUGGAAGUCAGAAUUAUACCUUAAUAAUACUCACCACUAUUCUUCCCAAGGUAUGUUGAAGGUUUUAACUCUUGGGGUGGAUGAAUCAUGGAGGGCGGUGACUACAGAAAACACCUUCCACCCUCGCAAGUCCAAGACCAUUGCUUGUGUUCAAAUUGAUGGUAUUAUCUAUUUGAUAAAUUUUAAGAUAAAUUACAGGAAUGAACAAGAAAUAGCUGUAUUUGAUAUUGUGACCGAGAAUUUAAUUAGGGUGAUACCUUUUCCCUAUAGAUUCCAACACCGUGUUUGGCCGAAGGCGUAUUAUUCAUCAUGGGUGAAAUUAAAUGGUCAACUAGCUUAUAUUUAUGUUGAUUUAAUUGAAAGGACCCGAAUAUUUGUUUGUACUUUGGAGAAAUCAUUGGGACCGGUGUGGGACAAACAUGAGGUUCCUCUUACCUUGGAAGCGGCAAAAAUCAUUAGCGAAGCUGAAUUCGUAGGCAUUACAACCAAUAGUAUUGGAGAAAUUGUGUUCUUGAUUCGAGUUGAGAGGAUGCCUCCUUCAAUUUUAAUUUAUGCAUGUGGAACAAAAGUAUGGAGAAAGUUUGAGAUAUGUGGACUUCCUAGUUAUUCAUCUUUUGUAAAUUUGAGAAGGAUUAUUGUGCAUGUUAUAGAAGAGAAAGUAUAUUUUUCUGAAUGA